Molecule: messenger RNA, 1479 nt
Organism: Knipowitschia caucasica
Lineage: Eukaryota; Metazoa; Chordata; Actinopteri; Gobiiformes; Gobiidae
Source: the annotation of a GenBank genome assembly
AUGAAGGCCAGAGUCUGCUUGGAGACCCUUGUCACACCAGCAGCUAAAGCCACAACUCUUCAAAGACAAAGUGUCCAGUGGGCCCAGUUAUAUGGUGAGCGAGCUCUGAUGGAUCUAGUCGACUUGUAUCUCCCAGAGUGCUUCACUUACCACUCCGACGUUGAUCUCCUGGGCAGGAUGUCGCUGCGGGGCUUGGACCCGACCUGUCCCACGUCCAUAAAGCGUGAGCCCUCCAGCCCCAGCUCUCAGGGCGACGUCAGCCCGGCUCAGCCCAGUCCCGCCAGCUCCUCCUCGGACACAAGCUCCAGUUUUGGGCCCCUCAAGAGCCACCCUCACAGCAAUGGCCUGGACUCACCCAGUCUUUACGGCCCCAGUGCUGCCAGCAUUGCAGAUACAAACAGGAGGUUUGUAGAGGACGAAGGCCCGGUGAAGUGUGAGUUUAUGCUAGGCACUGUAGCCAAGCGCGUGUGCCUGGUGUGCGGAGACAUCGCCUCAGGAUACCACUAUGGGGUGGCCUCCUGUGAAGCCUGUAAGGCCUUUUUCAAGAGGACCAUCCAAGGUAACAUCGAAUACAGCUGCCCAGCAUCCAAUGAAUGUGAAAUCACCAAGAGAAGAAGGAAGUCCUGCCAGGCCUGUCGGUUUGUCAAGUGUCUGUCCGUGGGCAUGCUGAGAGAAGGUGUUCGUUUGGAUCGAGUCCGUGGAGGUCGUCAGAAGUACAAGCGGAGGAUAGACGCAGAGAACAGUCCGUACCUGCAUCCACAAAACGCCUUUCCCCAAAAGAAAACACUGGGCAGUGUGACUGAAAACAAGAUGGUAUCUCUAUUGCUGGUGGCUGAGCCUGAGAGCAUCUUUGCCAUGCCCGACCCUACUGUCCCGGAGAGCGACAUCAAAGCUCUGACCACUCUGUGCGACCUCGCCGACCGAGAGCUAGUGGUUAAUAUCGGCUGGGCCAAACACAUCCCAGGCUUCCCUUCCUUGUCUUUGGCUGAUCAGAUGAGCCUGCUACAGAGCGCCUGGAUGGAAAUCUUAAUUCUGAGGGUAGUGUUUCGCUCGCUGACGCUUGAGGACAGGCUGGUGUACGCCGAGGACUACAUCAUGGACGAGGAGCAGUCCAAACUGGCCGGACUGCUGGACCUCAACAACGCCAUCCUGCAGCUGGUCAAGAAGUACAAGAGCAUGGGCAUAGAGAAGGAGGAGUUUGUGCUUCUGAAGGCCAUCGCACUCGCCAAUUCAGACUCCAUGCAGAUUGAAGACACAGAGGCAGUGCAGAGACUCCAGGAUGUCCUCCACGGAGCUCUCCAGGACUAUGAAAGCAUGCGUCACCCCGAGGACCCUCGGCGAGCGGGCAAACUGAUCAUGACGCUGCCCCUACUGAGACAGACCUCGGCUCGAGCCGUGCAGCACUUCUGCAGCAUUAAGCAGGACGGGCGUGUGCCAAUGCACAAACUGUUCCUAGAGCUGCUGGAGGCAAAAGGCUAA